Molecule: messenger RNA, 871 nt
Organism: Coregonus clupeaformis (lake whitefish)
Lineage: Eukaryota; Metazoa; Chordata; Actinopteri; Salmoniformes; Salmonidae
Product: peptidyl-prolyl cis-trans isomerase FKBP11
Exons: 6
Coding region: 247-828 (193 amino acids)
Biological process (GO): protein peptidyl-prolyl isomerization
Molecular function (GO): peptidyl-prolyl cis-trans isomerase activity
Source: RefSeq, a predicted model, not a curated record
ACCCAUCAGCAAGGGACUUCUGGGUUGCUGGCGGAAUGUUUAAGGCGGGCACUUCAGCGACCCAGGUGUUUUAGGACAACGUCCGCGGUUCGGCUGCCCCGUUAUCACCAUAGCCUACUAUAACAACACAUCAGCCUUAACUGGUGUCUAGCCUGCUUUACCUUCGAUGGUCAGUCGUCGGCGCUUGCAUGCCCUACAGCUUCACUGAAGUUAGUUGGGAUAGUUUUCCAAAAGUUCGGAUUUACAAUGAAAGCCAAGACUGGGGUCAUCCUAGUCUUGUUCGCUGCUUUCGUUAAUGUUGCAGCACAGGAUGCUGAAGCCGGGCAAAAUGUUGUGGAAGAGUUAUUUGUGGAAACCUUGGUGAAACCCGAAACUUGCUCUAUAAUGUCAGAAACGGGAGACACGCUAGAAAUCCACUAUACGGGUAAAUUGCUGGCGGAUGGCAAGGUGAUUGACUCAUCCCUGUCCCGGGACCCCCUUGUUGUUGUGCUGGGAAAGAGGACCGUUAUCCCUGGUCUGGAACAGAGCUUGGUAGGAGUUUGUGAAGGACAAAAAAUCAAGACCACUAUUCCACCACACCUUGCCUAUGGAAAGAGAGGAUACCCUCCCACCAUCCCAGCUGAUGCUGCUCUAGAGUUUGAGGUGGAGGUGAUGUCACUGAUCCAGGCAACCCCAUGGCAGAAGAUUGUGAAUGAUGUCUUUCCCCUAGUGUGUCUGGGCCUGGUUCCCACUCUGCUGGGCAUGGUGGGCCUCUACCUCUAUAACAAGGCCAACGCCCAGCGGCCAGGCAAGAAGAAGGCCAAGGACAAGAAGAGCAAGAAGAAAUAAAGGAAACUCACAGAACUAUUUAAAUAAUAAAAUGUAAAAACAA